AUGUCAAAUAUCAAGCGUGGUGAUAAAAUCGUCGUGAUAGUCAGUGAUAGCUCGAGGUCGUCGGUGCAAUGUGUGCAAUGUUUUUUGCAUGAAGUAGAAGAAGAAGAGGAGUGGACGGCUGAAAACGAAGAGAUGAUGGACCACACGCAAGGAGUGGAAUUAAGCAUUCGAGACCGGUUCAUACGCACGCACGCACUCACUUCACUCACAUGCACACAAUGUGCAUACAAGAAAAAUCUAUUCAAUGAGAUGAGUUUAUCACGACGACUUAUCUAUGCAGUCUAUGCAGUAUGUGGUGAGCAAUUGUGGGCCAUUUAUGGGCUGUUGUUGUAUGCAGGUGGCAGCGAACGGGCCCUUAGCAUAGAAGCGAAUCCUUUAGCAAAUAGGAUAGGGUCUCUUUAA
Strongylus vulgaris is the source of this 402-nucleotide messenger RNA. Lineage: Eukaryota; Metazoa; Nematoda; Chromadorea; Rhabditida; Strongylidae. The record is from the annotation of a GenBank genome assembly.